Alosa alosa (allis shad) is the source of this 7718-nucleotide messenger RNA. Its product is annotated as pecanex-like protein 1. The coding region runs from base 633 to 7619 and encodes 2328 amino acids. The record is from RefSeq and is a predicted model, not a curated record. NCBI's taxonomy places the organism in Eukaryota, Metazoa, Chordata, Actinopteri, Clupeiformes, Clupeidae. The transcript is spliced from 36 exons. Gene Ontology annotation, cellular component: membrane.
GUAGUUUUUUGUCACUUGUCGUUCUUAGAUAGCAUUGACUAACUAUACGUUAGGUGUUAAACGCUCAUUUAAUGGUAAUGCACAGUUAACUUGGCCGUUUUGUCAGCCUCUUUAACUGAAUGUUAGCUUGACAGCUAUCCAACUAGCCCCCGUUCUUUAAAAGAGUUUUGGGGCUAACGUAAUCGAACCUUCAUCCAAGUCACUAACGUUAUCAUACUUUUAGCUAACGUUACCAGCGAUAGCUAUUUCUUACUAAUUGAGAUGAUUUUUUAUGAGCAAACCCAAUUAAUGCCAAUAUUCUUUUGUCUAGUAGCAUUAACGUUGCAGACUGCAGGAUCUUAAAUACUAUCUUCAUCAAAGCUAACUUCGUGGUGAUUAAUAAACGUAGCUGAUGUUGUCGUUAGCUUACAGUAACGUCAAGACCUCUAACGUCAACGUUGUAUGGUCAACUUGUUUUCGAAAUCUGAUGGUCUUCGUUAAGGAUGUGCAAAAAUGAAGAAAGACCCCCAGUCACCCUCAGUGGAAGUGCCACUAUAGGGACGGUGUAAAGGGGGAAGCUACAAGUAAGCAGUGUUCGGCUGCAGCCUUAUAGGAAGCUUUACGGCCUUGGCGUGAAUGAUCUGAAGGGGACCAUGGGCUCUCAGGCGCUUCAGAUACUCCGUCAGGGUGUGUGGGCUUCACUGACUGGAGGCUGGUAUGUGGAUCCCCAUCAAAGCACCUUCUCCAACUGCUUCCAUCUCUACCUCUGGAUAUUCCUCCUGGCCUUUCCCUUCUUAUUGUACAUGGCUCUGCCACCCAGUUUGGUGGUGGCAGGCGUGUACUGUGCAGUGGUGGCAGCCUUUUUCACUGCCAUAAAGGUGGUGAACUUUCGCCUCCAUGCCAUGUUUGACCUGGGAGAGAUUGUGGAGAAGAGGCAGGCCUCACUCACCCCAGACAACCAGAGGGUGGAGGAAGGAGAGGAUGGCUCAGGAGGACAUGAUGGAAACCAACGCAGGGACAGCAGUGUUGGUGUAGAGAUGACUGUGUUCCGGAAGGUCAAUUCAACCCCUCCUGUUCGCUGCAGUUCCCAGCACUCGUUGUUUGGACUUAACCAAGUGUCGGAAUUUUUGCCUCAGCUUGAUGACACAGCAGGAUCAAAAGAUAUCAAGGAGCUAAUGCGAGAACAGGGUAGUAACAAUGUGAUACUGACGUCUGCGCACCGAGAGGACCUCCGCCACAGCUCACAGGACACUAUACGCGCUGGCAGUGUUGUUCAGUCGUGCCUGGCCGCUGCUUCAGGCCUCAUGGCCGACUUCCCCGGCCUGAUGGGGGUCGGUGGAGUCAUGUCUGGUGGAUUCAGCAGCCUCCACCCGAGUGGCUGCCCCUCCAUCCCUCCCUCCCCUUCCAGCCAGGGGGACGGUGAGGAGAAGGAGCCGGUGGAGGAGGACUGUGGGGUGGAGGAGGACGGGCCCCUGGAGCAGCUGUCCCAGCCCAGCCCCGAGGAGGACCGGCUGGGCGGCUACUCCCCGCUGGGCCCUUCGGCCGAGUCGGAGAGCCUGGGCGACGCGCCCCUGAGCCCGCUCAUCAAGAGCAGCCUGAGCGAGGAGCUGAGCGAGAACUUGCUGGGCCUCGGCCUCGACCCCGUGACCUUCGCCCGCGGCAAGGAGCAUGCGGGCAGCCGCGGCGGCAUAGCCAUCGCGGCCGGAUCUACGGACAGCUGCUUCAGUGGAGGGGGCGCCACUACGGAUCGCGAGACCCUCAGCACGGUCAGCAGCUACCGCAGCGAAAAAACGGACUCGACCCAGCUGGAGAGCCCCUCCCUGGGCAAGCCCAACCUGCCGGCCUCCGCAGCGGCGUCCUUCGCCGGCGCAGGCCAGGGAACAGGGGGGGACGCUGCUGUUGGGCCGCUGCUGGACACCCCCUUGCACGGCGGCAGCGACACGGAUGAUCUCUCGGACAGCGAGCUACUCCAGUCGCCUUCCAAAGAGCUCUCGCCCGGGCAGGGCCUGGACCGGACUCUGGUAGAGGGCGAGGACCUGCCCGCCCUGCCCAGCGACAUCCCCGCGCAGUCCCCGCGCCUCCCGGACUCGUCGCCCUCCAGCAGCGGCGGCGGUGGCGGCAACUCGGGCGUCUGCGACGUGGACCGCGGCGGCGGCGUGGCCGUCCCCCCUCUCCCCCCUCCGCGGCAGGCCAGCUCCGUCCCCUCGGGCCUGGCUCUGGGGCUGGUGUGCUCGGAGCCCGCGCUGCCCAUCACGUCCCCGCCCUUCCUGCUGUCGGACCAGGCGUCCCUGCAGGCGCAGCAGCAGCAGCAGCAGCAGCAGCAGCAGCAGGUGGUGCGGCCCAAGGACCUGAAGCUGCUCCGUGGCGGCAGUGGCGCGGGCAGCGUGGACCACAGGCCCGGCCGGCGGAAAGCGCCUCGCAAGCGCGGCACGGCCGGGAGCAGCAGCUUCGACUGCGGCUCGUACCGCCGGCACCAUCACCACGGCCACGGGCAGCACCGAGACUACAUCCCCGUGCGCAGCCGGCUCGGCGCGAAGGCCUACAGCGAGAGCCUGUUUGAGGACUCGAGCGACGACGACGACGACGGCAGUGGCAGCGACAUCAGCGCCGGCUCCAGCCUCGGCUCUCAGCGCCACUACAGCUCGGACGACGACGACGACGACUCGAGCUCCUCUACCUCCUGCUACUCGCCUGACCUGGCCAACGCCGCCAUCACCGCGUCCACCCCCGCCUCGGCCAACCCGCUCGGUGCCCGGGACGGGGCCGAGGGCUCGGAGGCGGCGGGCCCUUCACACUCGCGCGGUGCCCAGAGGUCGUCCAGCACAGCCAGUGCCAAGACCCACGCCAGGGUGCUCAGUAUGGACGGAGGUGGCGGCGGCGGCAGCCACACCAACGUGGGCUCCCUGGCGUCCACGCUGCUGCCUUUGCCCCCCGCGGCCUCGGCGCCCGCGCCAAGGCCCCUCACCAUCUCCAAGUCGGACCUGGAGGCACGGGCGUUGCCCUCGGACGGCUUCGCCAGGGCACACCACCGGCUGGACUCUCUGGGGGGUUCUUGGGCCGGUAAUCAGACGGGCUGGAGGGCCGGGGAACUCGUAGAAGAAGGAGCUGUCGGAGGAGCGCUGGGCCCAGAAGAAGGCGGUAAAAGGGACUCUGUAAGCAGCGUGAAGAGAACCCAGGCCAUCCGCCGACGCCACAACGCCGGGAGCAAUCCCACCCCUCCCCCCUCAUCCAUGGGAUCCCCUCCCAGCCUGCAGGACCUCCAGCGCACGCGCACCUCCUCCCACUCGCGCACACGCACCCUCCCCCUCCCCUCGGCGCUGCAGUUCGCCUCCUCGCUGCUCCUGCCCCGCUCCGGCGUGCACGAGGCCUCCACCUUCGACGACACGUCAGAGGGGGCCGUGCACUACUUCUACGACGAGAGCGGAGUGAAGAGGUCAUAUACAUUUGGGCCGGCCGGUGGUGGUUACGAGGACCCAGUGCAGGAGCGCGAGCGCCAGUCGCAGUCGUCCAGCUUCACCUCCACGGACGUCCAGGAGGGGGGGCCGGUGCUGUCCGUGCUGCAGCCCAGGCCUGUGGCACUGCUGGGCAUGCAGGGCAUGCAGGUGCGCCGUGUGCCGCUGGAGAUGUCUGAGUUUGACAUGGAUCACGAGUCCCUUCACGAAUCUCAGGAAAACACGCUGAUGAUCGAGGAGAAGGCCAAACCCAAACAGUACUACCGCUUUUGGGUUCUACCGGGGAAAUGGCUCAGAGUUCGCUACGACCGACUGGCACUCCUGGCUCUCCUCGACAGGAACCGUCGCGUUGGGGAGAACGUGUUUGCAGUGGUGCUCGCCUGCCUGGUCGCUUUCCUGGGGUUCCUGCUUCUUCUACAGGGCUUUUUCAGGGACAUCUGGGUUUUCCAGUUCUGCCUGGUCAUAGCCAGCUGCCAGUACUCCUUACUAAAGAGUGUUCAGCCAGAUGCAGCCUCCCCAAUGCAUGGCCAUAACUGGAUCAUCGUGUACAGUCGCCCCGCCUACUUCUGCCUGUGCUGCGCGCUCAUCUUCGUCUUUGACCUGGGCGGCCGCUCCACCCGCCUGCAGCCUUUCUCCCUCUACGGGGUCACCUUCUUCUCGGCGCACUUCCUGCUUUGUGCUCGAGACGUACUCAUUGUGUUCACCCUCUGUUUUCCCGUCAUCUUCCUCUUCGGGCUUCUACCUCAGGUCAACACCUUCCUCAUGUGUCUGCUUGAACAGGUGGAUAUGCACAUAUUUGGAGGAACAGCCACCACAAGCCCUCUGUCAUCCGUUUACAGCCUGAUCCGCAGUGUACUGGUGGCUGCCCUGCUCUAUGGCUUUUGCUUGGGCGCCAUUACCGUCAGCUGGGAGGAGCAGCAUGUACCUGUCCUGUUCUCAGUGUUCUGCGGGCUGCUCUUGGCCCUGUCGUACCACCUGAGCCGACAGAGCAGUGACCCCACCAUCCUCUGGUCUUUUGUGCGCUCCAAGUUCUUUCCAGAGCUGGAGAGCCGAACUCCUGAGGAUCCUCCUGUAGAGAUUAAAGAUCCCCUCCCUGAUAAACUGCGCAACUCUGUGAAAGAGACUUUGCACUCGGACCUGGUCAUGUGUCCACUCAUGGCCAUCAUCACCUUUGCCAUCAGUGCCAGCACUGUCUUCAUCGCCCUGCAGCCUGCUCUGAGUUUUGUGCUGUACAUCCUGGCCGGCGUGGUGGGCUUCCUGACCCACUACCUGCUGCCGCAGCUCCGUAAGCAGCUGCCCUGGUUCUGUCUGGCCCACCCCGUGCUGCGCUCGCGCGAGUACAGCCAGUUUGAGGUCCGCGAUGCGGCCCAGCUGAUGUGGUUUGAGAAGUUCUACGCCUGGCUGCAGUGUGUGGAAAAGUACUUCAUCUACCCUGCAGUGGUGCUCAAUUCUCUGACCACCGAAGCCCAUGCUGUCGGACGCAGCCCGGACAAGGCCGGCACCUAUGGCCGUGCGCUCUUCAUCUCCCUGGCCGGCAUGAAGCUGCUGCGCUCGUCCUUCUGUGCGCCAUCGCUGCAGUACGUCACCCUCUGCUUCACCGCACUCUUCUUCCGCUUCGACUACCCCCACUUCUCCGAGACCUUCCUGUUCGACUACUACUUCAUGUCCAUCCUCUUCAGCAAGCUGUGGGACCUGCUGUAUAAGCUGCGGUUCGUGCUGACCUACAUCGCCCCCUGGCAGAUCACCUGGGGCUCUGCCUUUCACGCCUUCGCUCAGCCCUUUGCUGUGCCUCACUCCGCCAUGUUGUUUGUUCAGGCUGUGUUCUCUGCCCUCUUCUCCACACCGCUCAACCCCGUCCUGGGCAGCGCCGUCUUCGUCACAUCCUACACCCGCCCUGUCAAGUUCUGGGAGCGCGACUACAACACCAAGCGCGUGGAUCACUCCAACACUCGCCUGGCCACCCAGCUGGACCGUAACCCAGGUGCCGAUGACAACAACCUGAACUCCAUCUUCUACGAGCACCUGACGCGCUCGCUGCAGCACUCGCUGUGUGGGGACCUGCUGCUGGGACGCUGGGGCAACUACACCACGGGCGACUGCUUCAUCCUGGCCUCCGACUACCUCAACGCCCUCGUGCACCUCAUCGAGAUCGGCAAUGGCCUCGUCACCUUCCAGCUCAGAGGCCUCGAGUUCAGGGGUACGUACUGCCAGCAGCGUGAGGUGGAGGCCAUCACGGAGGGCGUGGAGGAGGACGAGGGCUGCUGCUGCUGUGAGCCGGGCCACCUGCCCCACAUGCUGUCCUUCAACGCCGCCUUUGGCCAGCGCUGGCUGGCCUGGGAGGUGGCCGCCACCAAGUACGUGCUGGAGGGCUACAGCAUCAGCGACAACAACGCCGCCUCCAUGCUGCAGGUGUUCGACCUGCGCAAGAUCCUCAUCACCUACUAUGUGAAGAGCAUCAUCUUCUACGUGUGCCGCUCUCCCAAGCUGGAGGAGUGGCUGGCCACCGAGGCCAUCCAGGAGGCCCUGCGCCCGUGCCUCAGCCCCUCCUACGUGGACAGUGAUCCCACGUUCAACCUGAACAUCGACGAGGACUACGACCACAGGGAGUCGGGCAUCACCCCCGCCUCCUUCUGCAUGAUCUACCUGGACUGGAUCCAGUACUGCAACAGCCGCAGGCAGACGCCCGUUGAGGGCGAGAGAGACUCCCCUCUGGUGACGCUGUGUUUUGGCCUGUGUAUAUUGGGCCGCAGGGCGUUGGGAACAGCCUCUCACAGCAUGUCAGCCAGCCUUGAGCCCUUCCUGUACGGCCUCCAUGCGCUGUUCAAGGGGGACUUCCGGAUCACCUCCCCCAGGGAUGAGUGGGUGUUUGCGGACAUGGACCUGCUCAACAGGGUGGUGGCGCCAGGAGUGCGCAUGUCUCUGAAGCUCCAUCAGGACCACUUCACGUCGCCGGACGAGUACGAGGACCCGGUGGUGCUGUACGACGCCAUCACGGCUAACGAGGAGAAGAUGCUGAUCUCGCACGAGGGCGACCCGGUGUGGCGCAGCGCCAUCCUGGCCAACAUGCCCUCCCUGCUGGCGCUGCGCCACGUCAUGGACGACGGCAGCGACGAGUACAAGAUCAUCAUGCUCAACAAGCGCUUCCUCAGCUUCAGGGUCAUCAAGGUGAACCGUGAGUGUGUGCGUGGUCUAUGGGCGGGGCAGCAGCAGGAGCUGGUCUUCCUGCGCAACCGCAACCCGGAGCGCGGCAGCAUCCAGAACGCCAAGCAGGCGCUGCGCAACAUGAUCAACUCGUCGUGUGACCAGCCCAUCGGCUACCCCAUCUACGUGUCGCCGCUCACCACCUCCUAUGCCGGCGGACACGCCCAGCUGCACUCCGUCUGGGGCGGCCCGGUCAGCCCGCACAACAUCUACACCUGGUUCAUCAGCAGCUGGGACAGGUUGCAGAAGGGGUGCGGUGCAGGCUGCAACAGCGGCGGGAACAUUGAGGACUCUGACUGCGGCGGCGGCUCCACCUCCAUCACCAACAACAACCCUGCAGGCCACCUACCACAGAGCAGCAGCACCACCGCCCCCCAACCCCACCUCACCACCACGCAGCCCCCUAUGGGUACAGACAACCCAGUUGGUCCUACGUGGCCCCACCACCAUCACCACCACCACCAGCCCCUCCCCCUGGCGCUGCUCAGCCAAUCAGAGGGCCGCAUGGACGCCGGGCUGGUCUCCUCGCUCCACCGCACCUCGUCCAUCCAGGGCCUGCUGGGCCAGCACCUGUCCAGCUCGCAGCUGUCCUUCAGCAGCUCGGUGGUGCUGCCCCCGGCCGAGCGCUUCUGCCCCGGCAGCCUGCAGGACAACCUGGGUCUGCGCGCCGGCGCCCGGCCGGGCCUGGGGCUGGGGCUGGGGCUCGGACAGGGCGGCGGGCUGGCCUACGAGGGGCCCUACGGGAAGUGGAGCCUGUCGGGGAAGAAGGGCUUCAACGGGCCUGCCGCCGCCACGGCCGACGGAGACGGAGUAGCCCUGCAGAGCGUACGCACACAGCCUAUUCCUCCUGGCCAUCCGCUGGACUCCAGCCCCACGAUGGAUCCGAUGGGGGCCGGCCCGCCCUCGGAAACCACGCCCCUCACCUCCGACGCCCCCGCCUCCCAGGAGGAGUCCACAGAGCUGCCUUUACUGGAGCACCUCCGCUGAGUCCAGCCGAGUCCAGCCCCGGGUGCCCACACCCAGCCGGACGCUUCUCUGCCUUUGCCGAGGCGUGCUGCCAGGCCGCUCAGGUGGGGGAGUGGGCAG